Molecule: messenger RNA, 2189 nt
Organism: Chenopodium quinoa (quinoa)
Lineage: Eukaryota; Viridiplantae; Streptophyta; Magnoliopsida; Caryophyllales; Amaranthaceae
Product: LIM domain-containing protein PLIM2c-like
Exons: 5
Coding region: 959-1615 (218 amino acids)
Biological process (GO): actin filament bundle assembly
Cellular component (GO): plasma membrane; actin cytoskeleton
Molecular function (GO): actin filament binding
Source: RefSeq, a predicted model, not a curated record
UUUCCUGCCUUUCUUUGAGCUUGAGGAUUCAUUAAAAUGUAUUGCAGUUUAAUCAGGGGCGGAUCUAUAUUCAAUGUAAUGGGGUCAAUUAACCCCACUAAUUUUGUAAAAAAAAAAAAAAAAUCUCAUAGAAUUAUAUAAUAUGAGAAAAGUGAUAUAAUUUGUUAGUUUAUAAUUAAUUAUAAUACAAUGUAUUUAAUUUUGACUUAAUUUGAACCCACUUAUAUAAAAUGCUAUAUUCGACACUGCUUUUAAUAUCUUGACAAUAUUUUAUAAAGCUUACUUACCAAUAUUUUCUGUUAAAUUAUUUAUUCUAUUUAUUUAGGUCGGACCUAUAAUGGUAUGCAAGUAAUGCACAUUUCAAUUAUGUAAUUGAUCCAAAUGAACCUUAUUGUUGAUUAUUUUUACAUAUAUGUGGGCUAUAUCUUUAAAGAUCUUGUCUUCUGUUAAAGAAUUAUUGUAUGAUAUAUAUUAAAUCUCUAUUUAAUAUAUUCUUGAGAAUCUAUAAAAAUAAAGGGCUAAAUCAACUUCACCUUCUAACAAAACAAAUGUCAAUUUUUCUGAUAUUGCAUCGUUUGGAAAAAGUCAUACCACCCUUCAUUCUCUCUUCCACAUUUAGUGCCUAGCCUGCAGUUCUCACCUCAUAAUUUUUGGAUGUCUUUUUUCAAACCAUGAUUUCUUUGGGAGCUAAUAAACUUAGCAAACGGGUCGUAUAAAUUAGUUUUUGAUCGGACAAAUUAGAGACUUUGUUCAAACUGAUCAAUAGUCCAAUUUGAGGCUGUGGCUUAGGAUUUGCUGCAUAGAGAUGCUUUGACAAAUCCCUCUCUUUGAUAUAUAUCUUUCUUUCUGUGGGUUGGGGAUUCAAGAAGUUAACUAAUGAUUUGUUGCUGAUCAUACCUUGAUAUUCGAUAAUAAACACAAUUUCGUAGAAAUUAUUUUAUGCGAAAGAGUUGCAAAUAUGGCAUUUACUGGAACUCUUGACAAAUGCAAGGCUUGUGACAAAACUGUCUAUUUUGUGGAUUUGUUAUCAGCUGAUGGGGCAACUUUUCAUAAGUCAUGCUUCAGAUGCAGCCACUGCAAUGGAACACUCGUGAUGAGCAACUACUCUUCGAUGGAUGGAGUCCUCUACUGCAAAACUCACUUUGAACAACUAUUCAAAGAAUCCGGAGAUUUUCGUAAAAACUUUCAAACAGGGCCCAAGACAGAUCGCCAAUAUGAGCAGGGCAGGACCCCUAACAAACUCUCUUCUUUCUUCUCUGGAACCCAAGAAAAGUGUCCUGCUUGUAAUAAAACUGUCUAUCCGUUGGAAAAGAUAACAAUGGAGGGAGAAUCCUACCACAAGACAUGCUUCAGGUGUGCUAUUGGAGGGUGUUCUCUUACACACUCAUCCUAUGCUGCUCUCGACGGAAUCCUCUACUGCAGGCACCAUUUCCAGCAGUUGUUCAUGGAGAAAGGAUCCUACAGUCAUGUAAAGGCUGCUGCUAAAAAGAAUGCAUCAUCUUUAGUCGAAGCAAGAGAGGACGAACCAGAAGCCAAUACAGCUGAGCUAGUAGUCGAAGCUAAAGCCGCAGUAGAAACUGAGACAAUUCCUGCAGAUAAAACCGCUGAAGCAUAAUCUUAAAAAAAGGAUUUUAAUAUCAUUUUAGCUCCUAACCUCAACAGCUUUCUUGUAUGGAUUUUACUGGCCUUCGGGCAUUUCUAAUCGUUUUUAGCUCCCAAAUGAGUCAGGAAAUUUUCCCUUAGUCACAGAAAUUUCAACAAUGUAAUUUUUAAUUUUAUUGACAUGUUUGGCCAUUCAAUUUGUCAUGGUGAACUAGUGUGUAGCCCGGGCGUUACACUGGGUUGCUACUUUAAUUAUCCCUUGUGAUUAUAUGUAUUUGAUAUUUAUAAUGUCUUUUUUUUUUUUUUUUUUUUUUUUUUUUUUUUAAUUAGACCUUGUGAUUAUCAGUUAUAUACAUUUAUUUUCAUGUUUAUAACAUAGUUGAUAAAUGGCUUAGAUGGUUUAAUAACCAUCCUUCUUAUAAGAGAUUGGGUGUACGAAUCCCUUUAUCAUCAAUUUUAGGUGACUUGGCGUGGUUUACGUGGCAUAGAGACGUUUUUAGUAACGCCUUUUAAUAUAUUAGUAUAGAUAUUUCUUUCUUUUUUUGUAACACUUGAGAUAAUUUAUAAGACAUUUUGUAUUGUUUAUA